GAGACAAAACGAGACUGGGGAUGCUGCAAAAACAGGUCACACUUUAAAUUACAGUGUUCAUGUUAAUGUGCAAUUAUUUAUUAUAAUCCAUUCAAUUUGUAUGCAAUAUGGACAUUGUAAUGUAAAGUGUUUUUUUUUAAUUAGACGAUUUUAUCUGACAGUUUUGCUUGAGUGCGUGCAACAAUUGCUUAAGAAAUUCAUUUCUGACUGAGUGGUUUGCAAAAUUUUAAUGCUCGUUUUUCAUAUGAGAUGGUGCAUAUGAAAGAUUUUUGCAAACUGUCUACAGCCUACUAAUUGCACAUAAAUGUGCAUCAUUGCAUUUCGUGCGCGUUUCAAAUGUCCGUUUCGCAUCAUCCUCUCCCCUCGACGCUCUUUCUUCGUCAAUGCUGUCCUUGCUUGAGCUUCGAUAGUUUCUGCAAGAGACACAAAUCCUGCUGGAGUUACAGACCUGAAGAAAUCCCUGUAGAAGCUCACACAGAAAUGGGGCGAAAGGAGGGCGACUAUGAUUGGAAAAAGAGCACGGAUAACAUCCAGGAUGUGUUUGAAUUCAUGGAGGUGCUCGGAUCGGGAGCGUUCUCAGAAGUCUUCAUGGUGAAAGAGAGAAAAACAGGCAAGCUUUUUGCCAUGAAGUGUGUGAAGAAGAAAAACAAAAGGGACCUCAACCUGGAGAAUGAAAUCGCUGUGUUGCGGAUGAUCAAACACGAAAACGUGGUUUGCUUGGAGGAUUUCUAUGAGAGUCAGACGCAUUACUACCUGCUCAUGCAGCUAGUUUCGGGUGGCGAGCUGUUUGACCGGAUCCUGGACCGGGGCAUGUUCUCAGAGUUGGAUGCCAGUCGGGUUAUCAAACAGGUCCUGGAGGCAGUCGGCUACCUGCACAAAAACGGCAUAGUACACCGUGAUCUCAAGCCAGAGAAUCUGCUCUACUACAGCUCUGAUGAAAACUCCAAGAUCAUGAUCAGUGAUUUCGGCCUCUCGAAGAUGGAAGAGCAUGGCGUCAUGUCCACGGCCUGUGGGACUCCGGGAUAUGUCGCCCCUGAAGUGUUGGCUCAGAAACCCUACAGCAAAGCCGUCGACUGCUGGUCUAUUGGAGUCAUCACCUAUAUCCUUCUCUGUGGAUAUCCUCCAUUCUAUGAAGAAACCGAGACUCGUCUGUUUUCUAAAAUCAUGAAGGCGCAGUACGAGUUCGACUCUCCCUUCUGGGAUGAUAUCUCUGAGUCUGCAAAGGACUUCAUCCGCAACAUGAUGCAGAAGAAUCCUAAGGUGCGUUACGACACAGAACAGGCUCUCCGACACCCCUGGAUUAUAGGAAAGACGGCCCGGAGUCAGGACAUCUACCACUCCGUCAGUGAGCAGAUCCAGAAAAACUUUGCCAAGUCCAAGUGGAAGCAAGCCUUCAACGCUACAGUGGCCAUUCGCCAGAUGAAGAAGCUGCAGCUGGCCCACUCUGAGGCCUGUCUGCAAAACAUCCCUCCUCCAACUGUGCCUGAGAUCAAGGUCAUCGCAACAUCCACACCUGAAUCCGUCCGAAAGAAGCAGAUCGCCGAGACCCCACAACCAAACGGCCACGUGCCCAGUCAUCAGAUGAACGCGUCGUCCGGCUCCACCGAGGCAACGAGUCAGUACCACCCGAUGCGAGUCAGUCACAGCGAGACCACUCAUGUCGGGACCCUAACCAUUGCAGAGAAGGGCAAACAUGUGUAUCACUCGGAGCCAGCUGAUCUAAAUGGGUACGCAAAAAGAAGCUCCAACCGAAGAGGGCCGAACCUCCAGACUGGCGUUUGCUCUGUCAUGUGAUUUGGCUGCAUUGGAAUUAUGUGAUUUUUGACAGGUCUGUGACCUUUCACCCAGCACUGGCUGCUUUCUGUGGGCAGGUCCUCGGCUCUGGUCAAGAGUGUCUGCAAGACAGAUGGCCACCGGCCCGCACCGCUCUGAAAUACUGAAGUUUAGAGGAGUAGUGCCUCUGUAUCUUCACACACACACGCUCACAGAGCACAAAAACAGCCUGUCACACACUCAUGAUGACACAGUAUCCCUGUAAAAGCAGAUAGAGUUACACUUUAAGUGCUGAAACUCCAAUUUUGUAUUUUCCCUUGAGGAAGUUAAUAUGUCUGUAUUAAAACGUUUAGAGCAAGAGUCCGUGUUACUGGACGCUUGUGUGAGGAGUAUUAAAUAUGUCCUUUUGUAAUGCAUGGCUAGUUUGUAAUGUGCAAAAACAUUUAGCUUCACUGUAAGCUGUAGCGAUCCAUAUUAGAUUGUACGUCUCUGGAAUAAGAAACUACCCAACUGAAGUUCCAGCCUUUCUAAUGAUUUGUUAAUUAGUUUUUUUUUUGUGGUAAUUUAACUAGAAUGGUUUAUUUUUCUAAUGAAGAGAUUAUUAUUGUAUGUUUAUCCAUUAUAUAUUUUUGUCAUAAUGAAGCAGAUUAAAAUGAUUUAACGCCUUUUCCCACCACCAUUAUAAAACUAUAGCCCUUGUUUUGUGCACUAUAUUGCAGUAAUAUGUGACACACAAGAACUUCACUGUUAGAAAUACUGUAUUGUGACUAAUUAUCUUGAAAGGGAUUAUAAUAUAGUUUCCUCUGAACUACAGAAAGGGUUAAUGCUCGUGUAGGCUGCUAUACUGUCAAUGCAUUUUACGAAUAAACCAUCAGUCACUUACAUUUUUCUUACAGGUCUAAUAUUUGUACUUUUUGCAACCUUAGAUCGAAUUAAAGAGGCCAUAUGAGCUUUCACAAAGUC
Molecule: messenger RNA, 2736 nt
Organism: Pimephales promelas (fathead minnow)
Lineage: Eukaryota; Metazoa; Chordata; Actinopteri; Cypriniformes; Leuciscidae
Gene: camk1gb
Product: calcium/calmodulin dependent protein kinase IGb
Biological process (GO): protein phosphorylation
Molecular function (GO): protein kinase activity; ATP binding
Source: RefSeq, a predicted model, not a curated record